Messenger RNA from Scheffersomyces stipitis CBS 6054, 3274 nucleotides. Its product is annotated as serine/threonine protein kinase. Gene Ontology annotation, cellular component: nucleus; plasma membrane; cytoplasm. The coding region runs from base 553 to 3177 and encodes 874 amino acids. The record is from RefSeq and is a predicted model, not a curated record. The transcript is spliced from 3 exons. NCBI's taxonomy places the organism in Eukaryota, Fungi, Ascomycota, Pichiomycetes, Serinales, Debaryomycetaceae. Gene Ontology annotation, molecular function: protein serine/threonine kinase activity; ATP binding. Gene Ontology annotation, biological process: protein phosphorylation.
CUUGGAUUGGGCUGCUUGAGAGAUCCGUAACGCUUGCGCUUCUUUUGUUUUAUAUUUGAUUUGUUCCGUGGCUUAGCAUACAAGACUUACUAUUAAUAGUAAGCGGUCUGUACUGAAGUAUUUGACUCCUCAUUCUUUCUUCUUCGUACACGGCACGAUUCUUCACCACGGAGAAUUUACGAACGCUUAGAAGACAUCUCGCUGUUCCUUACUUUUUCCGUUGUUGCGAUAUCAUAGUCGACGUCGUAGCUAUAGUCGUCGUAUCAUCACCAGUGUCUCUACUGCCAUCUCUGCUUCUCGCUGGCGGUGAAAUUUGUUUUAGUCUUGGGCUCUUUUCUGUGCUGCUUUGAUUUACAAUCAAGUGAGUACAGCCCAUCGACAGUUGUGCACACCAUUACUACGCCUUUGCCAUUCCAUACGAUAUUCAGAAGUUAUUCAUAAGGUCAAAAUACCAUAGGAUCACUACAGUCUUCGUAACUUCAGCAGUUCACAUCUUCAUCUUCAUAUCAUAUUGUCAUUUUUCAGUCUUUAUGUCUGAUUGCACUUCAUACUAUGGCCAAUUCUCCACUUAAAAACUCGCCCGAAAUCCCGUUUGUGGACUUGGGAAACGGCGAUAUUGCGAACACAUAUCUGCUCCAGAUAUCGCCGAAGCUCAAGCCAGAAGACGACAUCGCAGCUGGCUCUGCGGUUCCAACGUCUCGCUCAGCCUCGCGCAACAGGGCCAGGUCCAUCUCCAUAUCGAAAUUUCUAUUUAACAAAGAAGCCCUGGCACCAGCUGCUCUCGAUACUCGAGAUUUACCCAUCAGUAACAAGUCUAACGACAACAAUAGUAACAGCAAUAACGGCCAAAAUAACAGCAACAACAUAAUCAAUGGUUCCACGGCUUCUUUUGUAGAGCACGACGAUUUGAAACCACAGAACAGUUUGUCCAAAUUGAAGAGCUUUUUCCGUCUCUCGUCAGCAUCUUUGCCUAUAAGACAACUCGAUAACUCAGAGAAAAGUAGCCAACACCAUUCCGCAAAUACUUCCAACUCUUCAGGUACACCUACCAUUUACUCUAAGGGAAGCGAAAAUGGGGAGGAGGGAAACUCGGAAAUAGAGGUAGCUUUGAAAAAUGGACAAACUGCCGAGACUCAAACUCAUCAAAAACCAGUUCAAACUACUUCUCUGGCUGAUUUCACUAUAGGUAGAAAGAGAUCGGUUUCCAGCCCAGCUUGUUCUCCUAGAAAUCGCAAUCGCAGUGGGUCAGUAAACCAAGUGAUCCCAGAACCUGCGGAAUCGGAUCGUACGCUUCCUGCCGUUAUCACCAAUUAUCCAUCUUCACCAACUUCUUCUAAACACCGUGAGAGUCCUGUAGUUUCGUCGAAUUUGUACUUUGCUUACCAGGGCUUACCCCCUCAUCUAAAAGCGAGUGGACACGCACCAUCUCAAAGACUAGACGAAGCAGCAACUCAUAGUGACGACCUUUCUGUUUCCUUGAGACACAACGAGUCAAUCCUCUCAUUGGGUGAACAGAGCACCUUGAAGCCUCCAAAAGUCCAUCAGUUAUCUAAGUUUUCUAGUAGUGAAGAAUCUGGCUCUGAAAUAGAAGAGAAAAUUGAAGAAGAAGCUCAAGUACUGAACCAAACAUCUCCAAAAACUCCUAGCAAUGAGGGUAGCUCUAACGACAAGCUAGCAAUACCUGUAGCCAAUCUCCAGCCUCCAACAUCUCCAUUUCAAAGAACUUUAAGAAGAGUAGCUUCGGCACCUUUGGUGCAUCGUUUGUUGAAUGAUUCGAAGCAAACUUCACCUUCUGCGACUCCCAGCUCCGAAGAGGAGUUCGACGUCAACAAGCAUAUCGGAGAAUUGAAGAUUACUGGAAGACCUAGAACAUAUACUCUGGAAAGAAUGUACUCUACAGCAUCUACAAAAGUAAUGGAUGUUCAAGUAACUCCGGAUUGUUUUGAGAAAAUCAGGUUACUUGGAAAAGGUGAUGUAGGUAAAGUAUAUUUGGUUCGUGAAAAGGCAUCCAACAAACUCUAUGCUAUGAAGAUUCUAAGCAAGAAGGAAAUGAUCGAAAGAAAUAAAAUUAAGAGAGCUUUGGCAGAACAGGAAAUUUUGGCUACAAGUAGCCACCCAUUCAUUGUUACGCUUUAUCAUUCGUUCCAAUCGAAUGACUACUUGUAUUUGUGUAUGGAGUAUUGUAUGGGAGGCGAAUUUUUCCGUGCUUUACAGACUCGCGAAACUAAAUCUAUAUCUGAAAACGAUGCCAGAUUCUAUGCUGCAGAAGUCACAGCUGCUUUAGAGUAUUUGCAUUUAAUGGGGUUUAUCUACCGUGAUUUGAAACCCGAAAAUAUCUUAUUACAUCAGUCGGGUCACAUCAUGUUGAGCGACUUCGAUUUAUCUAAGCAGAGCGAAAGCGCAAAGAAUCCUGAGAUUUUCUUCAACAAAAGUUCACACCUCACCUCUUCUUCUGGUAACCAUAACGGCCCUGCAAUCGAUACCAAGGCUUGUAUCGAUGGCUUCAGAACCAAUUCCUUUGUUGGAACAGAGGAAUACAUCGCUCCAGAAGUUAUCAGAGGCAAGGGCCACACCAGUGCUGUUGAUUGGUGGACAUUAGGAAUAUUCAUUUACGAGAUGUUGUAUGGUACGACUCCAUUCAAGGGGUCAGAUAGAAAGAAGACAUUUGCAAACGUUUUGAAGAAGGAGGUGAAAUUUCUUGACUCUCAGCCUGCUUCCUCUAAUUGUCGAAAUUUAAUUAAAAAAUUAUUGAUCAAAGAUGAGGCUAAACGUUUGGGCUCUCACACUGGAGCCUCAGAAAUCAAAAGUCACGCUUUUUUCAAGAACACCCAAUGGGCGCUAUUAAGGCACCAACAGCCACCUAUGAUUCCUGUGCUUACAAAGUCAACAAAAAAAUACACGAGUCUCAAGGAGAGUGAUGACCAGGCUUCAAAUCUCUUGAAUAGCGAAAACAACAGCCAGAAUUCUACAACCGGUAAAAAGGACGACACAAACGACCCUUUCGCUAAUUUCAGCUCGGUUACUUUGCAUUAUAGCGAAUCUGGCAACAAUGUAGAACCAAACCCCACUGUUGAAUCGGUGAUUCUCAAUGCCCAAAAUGGGGUCUACACCAGUGUUGCAUAUACCAUGACAAAUGGAUCGAAAAAUGCAAAACAAAAAGGAUUUCUCAAAAGAUAAUUUUAAAGAUAUCGUCUUGACAUUGUUCCUUAUUUAUAAUUAGAUUUAACUAUUGAUGUAGUCUUCUUAGCUGAUAAGAAUAUAUUGAUUUUGUGCA